This is a messenger RNA of Meira miltonrushii, 588 nucleotides long. RefSeq lists its product as uncharacterized. The transcript has a single exon. The annotation marks the transcript as partial. Gene Ontology annotation, biological process: regulation of DNA-templated transcription. Lineage: Eukaryota; Fungi; Basidiomycota; Exobasidiomycetes; Exobasidiales; Brachybasidiaceae. The record is from RefSeq and is a predicted model, not a curated record. Gene Ontology annotation, cellular component: nucleus.
AUAGCAGAAGAAAAAGUUGGAUUAGCAGUGACAGCAUAUGAUUGGAUUGAUAGACAAAUUCGAAGGUUAGAUGCAGAUUUGCAAAAGAGUGAAAAUACGCUUUUACUCGGUUUACGAGCAGGAACAGAAGCCAGUCGUGGUUUACAAGAUGCGUUAGGGAUCGAUUAUACAAAAGGUCAAGGUGCACAUAGAUGGGAUGAUGUUGAAAAUUUGUUGAUGGGUAGGCCGAGCGGAAACAAAUCCCAAGCGAACAAAACGACAAAUGCGAUUGAAGAUCGUGAAUCCAGCUCAGAAGGCGUUGGAAAGAAGAGAGGUCUUGGAAACAGCAGCGCAAAAGAACAAAUCCAAGAUCAUACAGCAGGUGGAGAUAUGGCUGUUGAUCCGAAUGAACCAACGUAUUGCUAUUGCGAUGAAGUAUCUUCAGGAGAGAUGGUCGCCUGUGAUAAUGAAGAUUGUCCGCGUGAAUGGUUUCAUUUGCCCUGUGUUGGUUUCAAUCAACCACCAAAAGGUCGUUGGUUCUGUUUGUUCUGUGCGCCUCCUGGCUACAAAGGCAGUGGAACAUAUCCUCCUGACGCACCUUGUUUACCG